AACUUAGCGAGGAAACGAAAAGUUUGUGGGGCAACACCGGCCUUGACGGUUUUUACCAUUUUCCCUUCAGAAAAGAAUGGCUAAAUGGGGUGAAGGGGAUCCUAGAUGGAUCGUAGAAGAGAGAGCUGACGCCAAAAAUGUAAAUAACUGGCACUGGACCGAAAAGAAUGCCACACCUUGGUCCAAAGAAAGGUUAAAGACGCUUUUAAAAGAUUUAGAAAUCGAAACAGAUGAAGGAAAAGUUAAAAUAACUGAGGUUACCAAAAUUGAUGGAGAAGCCUACGCCAACAACAGAAAAGCAAAACUAAUAUUUUUCUAUGAAUGGGUCAUUACACUUGAAUGGACAGGAACUGUUAAAGAUGAUGACAAAGUGUGGAAAGGAAAAAUAGAAAUUCCAAAUCUGAGUGAAGAAAAUGAUGCUGAUGAAUUAAACGUGUUAGUGACAACUGACAAGGAGUCAGAAGCAAGUUUCAAGUUAAAACAACUUAUAAGAUCUGUUGGUACAGGUCUGAUCAGGGAGAAGUUGGGGCAGUAUAUUAAGGAACUCAAACAAGAAUUCAGUCAAGGAAUGAUUCUGCCUUCCAAGGACAGCCCAGCCUUGCAGAGGUCAUCUCCAAACAAUCAAGAAAGUGAGACACUCAAACCAGCUGAAAACACCUCUGCCAGUUCAGGGGAUACAAAUAAAAAUGACACUGAUACAAGCAAGGUUGGCUGCCCCAUCGCUACCAAAAAGCUGACCAUGAAGCAAGAAUUUCUCACAACUGCAGAAGAGUUAUAUGCAGCACUAACAGAACAACAGAGACUUGAAGCUUUAACCCAGAGCUCAGUAAAAGUGGAUGCUAGUCGUGGAGGAACAUUUGUGCUAUUUAAUGGCAAUGUGUCAGGAAAAUUCCAGGAAUUGGUUUCAGAGGAAAAGAUUGUUAUGCUGUGGAGAUUCAAGAGCUGGCCUGAAGGACACCAUUCCACUGUGAAAAUCACUUUGGAUGAGAAAGAUGACCGUACAGAGUUGACCUUAGUACAGUCAGGCAUCCCUGAGGAAGAUUUUGAGCGCACAAAAAGUGGAUGGAAACAGUACUACUGGGAAGGAAUGAAACGAACAUUUUGUUGGGGGAUGCGAUACUUCUGACUAGAGUUUCUGUAUGACUUGGCAUUGUUUUACUUUGAGCAUGUAAUGGUGACCUAAACUGUGUGUUGUUUGUAUGUCUUUGUUGGACUCAGAUUUACUUGAGAUUUAGUAGGGCCUGUAGGUACAUGUAUUCUGGGUAAUUUUUGUGGGUGGGGAGCACAGGGAAAUGGUUGAUCCUGCUUCUAAUGCAUUGGUAGUGUGUAGGCCUACAUGAUAGCUGACAUGUUCGUUGAUCUUACCAACUCGUCGGUAGUGUGUUGGUUGUUUGUCAGCCAACGCUUUUGUAGAUGGGUUUGUGUGAAACUGAUGGGGUUUUAUACCUGUACUGAGAAAUGGAGCAUAAACCUGAGUUUUUAGCUCAAAAUUAUAUGCAGAGGUUACUUAAUAGGAACAGAUUAAAAAAGAACCAUUGGAAAGAAAAAGUUUACAACCCCUUGCCCUUUGCAUCCACUUUAUUUCUCCACUUCACAUUUCUUGUUCAGAAAAUGCAAUAACUUGCAUGGUGUCUGUGUCAGCUCAUACAUGUGGAAUUUUUUAGUGUAAGUAGGUAAAUUUUUAGAAGAGAAGAACCUAAGACCAUCCCAUAGCAAAGAUAUUGGGGUCCUCAAUAACAUUUGAAGGGAUAACUUGCACUGGUAAAUGAAGAGGAAAUUAGCGUAUUGCUGUAAUAGAACAUAAAGUAAGCAGCUUUAAUACCAAAAAAGACUGCCAUCAAUCAAUGCUUGCCUUUUUUCCAUGGAGAAAAGUAGCUGAACAUCAUUCUAUUCUCUUUGUUGAUUCAAUUUUGUCAGUUACAAGUUUAAACUUGGCAAAGUCCAAAUUGGUGGAAACAGUAAGUCUGAUAUGCUGUGUGGUUGUUAAUGAUCUUUCCAACUUUGGUAUUUUUUGUUCUCUCUGUCAACCUGUAAAUUGUAGUCUAGGUUUUUGAAGUAUCACCAGUGCCUUUUCAUGCAGACAAGAAGUAAAUUUUUAGUAGGUUUAAACUACAUGUAGCAAUGAAUGUAUUGUUUUGAGAUCUUGUUCCCCAGCAAUUUCAUAAUGAGCUAUUACUCUCAUAAUAAAACUGCUUUUACUUAUAAUGCACUGAUUGUA
This is a messenger RNA of Stylophora pistillata, 2218 nucleotides long. RefSeq names its product activator of 90 kDa heat shock protein ATPase homolog 1. NCBI's taxonomy places the organism in Eukaryota, Metazoa, Cnidaria, Anthozoa, Scleractinia, Pocilloporidae. Gene Ontology annotation, biological process: protein folding; positive regulation of ATP-dependent activity. Gene Ontology annotation, cellular component: cytosol. The record is from RefSeq and is a predicted model, not a curated record. Gene Ontology annotation, molecular function: ATPase activator activity; protein-folding chaperone binding.